AGGAAAAGAAAUUGUAUGGGCCAUCUACGACUCCAUUCAGUCAGAACCAACCCGCGCACCCAUAGUCUUUCUCGCAGCGCCGCCGCUCCAUCUUCUGCUCCUUCCCCUACUCGCCGUCAGCGGCGCUCAGGCUCGGGCGCUCAGCGACGGAGGGGCAGUCCCAGGCUCGGCGGCGGCGUCAGCGGCUCCCCCUCCCGCCUCUCGUCCUUCGCCUCGCGCCCUCGCCUCCGUCCUCCGCGCACCGGCCGGCGACCCUGCGAACUCUCCACCCUGGCUGCUGGCGGGACGCCAUGGAAGGGGCGGCUGCGCUCUCACCACACGACCCCUCAAAGUUUUCAAAUGCAGAGGCUCCCUUCCCAGACCAAUUACAUGGGGGAGGAAGAGGAUCUCCAAACAUUGAAGAAGCAGGCUUCCCUCAAGAAGACUGUGAGAGGUUGCCACCCUAGAGCUGUACGGCAGUUGCUGCAGCUCGAUAGAAGAGAUUCUGAGCAUCCAAUCGUGAUAGACAAUGAAGUAAACGAGGAAUAUAAGGUCAGCGCUGAUCAAUCAGCAAUUAUGGUUCUCCGCAGAUCCCCACGGUUUCAUGUGGAAGAUAAGAGUUUGGGCAAGCCGCUGUUGCCACCAAAUCACCCGGAGACGCCUCCUAACAAAAAGAGUAAAAGUGCUCAUUUGAAAGACAAAAAUCAAAAGAGUCUGAAAAGUGAUAGUAGAAAUGCUCGAUUGGAGCCUUUGGCAACAAUGAAAAGGCAGAAUGAGCCCCAGUUACUUUGUCAAGAUCCCCGAGGCAUCACCAGCAGGAAAAAUAUUGAAGAUGUAUCUAACAAAAAGAGUGAGAAGAAAGAGUUUAUGCCCACUAAUUGUAAAGUGUUGAUAGGAAAGAGGAAGAGAGGCAGAAAAAGGGCGUUGUCAUCGAAGAAGCAAAGUUGCCAAGAGCCAAAACCAUUGCCUACAAAUCGCCAAGAAAUUGCACCUUGUGAUGAACCCAGAAAAUCUAUCCACAGAAGGAUUGAAAAUGAACCGUCUAUUGUGGUGAUGCCUAAAAGUGGUGAUGAGGAAUUGACAAACAUUGAUGAAAACAUCAGCAAACCAAGUGGGACUGAAAGAGGAGUGGGAAAAUUUUGUAGCUCUGAUGAUUGGACAAAAGAGCAGGACAUGGCAUUGCGCAAAGCUUACUUCACUGCUCGACCAUCCCCACAUUUCUGGAAGAGAGUUUCAAAAAUGGUGCCAGGGAGAUCUGCUGAAGACUGCUUCAACAGAAUUCAUGCUGACCUCACGACACCAACUCCAAUAGCCCCACGUCCCAGAACAAGUAAAACAACAUUUUCUCCUAUAGGAAAUUUCACAUUGUCUGAUCCAAAACUUCCAAAUCUCUUGGAAUCUAGAGUUGCAAGGCAAAGGACCGCUAAACAAAAGGGUCUUACAGCACAGAAGACAGUGAGGCAUUUGUUGCAGAAGCAUUGUGUCAUUGACCAAGCUCAAGAGGCUGAUCACUUCUCAGUUUUUGAAAGCUCACCAAGUGCCUUACAAUUGAACUUAUCUUUUGAAGAUUCUCAUGGGACUCCUGACAGUUAUACGAAUUCAGGUUCUCUAGGCAAAUGCAGUGGAAGCUCUUCAGCACGAAAGAAACCAAUUUCAAGGUUAAGAACUAAGCCAUCUGAACCGAGCCCAGAAGUUCUAAAGCCUAUAAAGAAUGUUAUCUUACAUGAGAAGUACAUUGAUCAAUUGUCACGUAGAGAAUAUACAAAAAGGCCUCGCAAAAGCACUCAAGGCUCUAAAGCUGCUGAUUCUGAGAAGGCUCUUUCUGAGCAGAAAGCUGGUAGUCUGAAGGCUGCUAAAAAUGCUCUUAUCUCAGAAGCAACUGACUUUAUAAGCAGUUUUAAGAAGGUGCAAGCCUGUUCCCUUGCGCAUGUUGUGGAAAAUAGCGAAGAUGAUGAGAUUGAAUGUGAUGCCAGUGAUUACAGCCAUGAUGAUAAAGAAUAAGGAGGUGCUUAUGGUGUUAAUUCCCAGCAGCUCUUAGCAAUUAUUACCUUUUUUGUUAAUGGGCGUUAGUCAUCACUCAUCAGUGCCUGGUGCUUCAAUAGGUAGUUACUAGUAUGGGUGGUAUGGAGGUGUAUUCUGCCUAAUAUGUGUCUUGUUCCUAGUGCCCUCGGAACUGUAAGUGAAUUGAGAAAGUGUUGCCUUCAUCAUGCCUUAUGAUGAUUGAAACCAAUUGAAAUUGCAACGGUCGAACCUGUUUCUCUUGUGUUUGCAUAAAUUAGAAAGCUUCAUUAAAUAUAGUUUGUUCAUUUCUUUUUCUAAAA
Sorghum bicolor (sorghum) is the source of this 2300-nucleotide messenger RNA. RefSeq lists its product as uncharacterized. NCBI's taxonomy places the organism in Eukaryota, Viridiplantae, Streptophyta, Magnoliopsida, Poales, Poaceae. The coding region runs from base 16 to 1980 and encodes 654 amino acids. The transcript is spliced from 4 exons. The record is from RefSeq and is a predicted model, not a curated record.